AUGCUGCCAGCGCAGCAGCUGACGCCGAUAAGCCCAUGGCCACCCGACACCAACCUUUUGGACCGCAUGGACGAUCUGGCGCACAAAGGAGGCAGACCGCUGCCCGACUCCACGCGGCAGAAGAUCGUCGAGCUGGCACACUCCGGCGCCCGACCCUGCGACAUCAGCCGCAUCCUGCAGGUCUCCAACGGCUGCGUUUCCAAGAUACUUGGCAGGUAUUACGAGACCGGCUCCAUCAGGCCAAGGGCUAUCGGUGGGUCGAAGCCCAGGGUCGCGACAGCGGAGGUCGUGAGCAAGAUCGCUCAGUACAAACGUGAGUGUCCUUCGAUCUUCGCCUGGGAGAUUCGGGAUCGUCUACUCAGUGAAGGCGUAUGCACGUCAGAUAAUAUACCCAGUGUAAGUACAAUACAUAUUAACAUGUGCUUAACCUAUUAA
Messenger RNA from Parnassius apollo (apollo), 435 nucleotides. The record is from the annotation of a GenBank genome assembly. NCBI's taxonomy places the organism in Eukaryota, Metazoa, Arthropoda, Insecta, Lepidoptera, Papilionidae.